CAGUGCAACCAGCUUGGAUCAAGCUAGCAAAAAAUUAACUUCUGGUGGGAGGAGUAAGCUAUCGUAGAACAUCAAACCUUUUUGUUUGGGUGAAAUCAGAAAGUAAUUGCUCCUUGGGUAUGCACGUAGAUUGAGGUGUUGUGGCGGAGAAGCUACGAGCUAACGGUUGAAUGUAAGCGUUGCUGCAGGGCUCGUAACUACUAGCUGCUCCGACAGACUCUAAACAUGGACAAGGAACAGCGCAACACGGUGGUGUUGAACGCUUCAAAGAAGGAGUUGUUUACGGCUAGCAACGGGUACAAGUCUCUUCAGAAGCGACUCAAGGCUCAAUGGAAGAUACAGAGUAUUAAAGAGGAGCUGUCCUCGGAAAAGCUGAAAGGCGUCAAAUUGUGGAUAACUGCUGGGCCAAGAGAGAAGUUUACCGCAUCGGAGCUGGAGGUGCUGAAGCAGUAUCUAGACGAAGGAGGGGACAUCCUGGUGAUGCUCGGUGAGGGAGGAGAAACCAAGUACGACACCAACAUCAACUUUCUCCUGGAGGAAUUCGGAAUCAUGGUCAAUAAUGAUGCAGUGGUGAGGAAUGUUUAUUACAAAUACUUUCAUCCUAAGGAGGCCCUCGUAUCUAACGGCGUAUUAAACAGAGAAAUCAGUCGUGCUGCAGGUAAAGUGGUGCCGGGGACCACAGAGGAUGACAGCACCAGGAAUAAUGCUCAGGCUCUGACCUUCGUGUACCCAUACGGGGCUACGCUAAGCGUGAUGAAGCCCGCCAUAGCUGUUCUUUCCACCGGCUCUGUCUGCUUCCCCCUUAACCGGCCUAUCCUAGCUUUCUACCAGGCAAAGGAGAUGGGAAAGCUUGCCGUUCUUGGCUCCUGCCACAUGUUUAGUGACCAGUACCUUGACAAAGAGGAGAACAGUAAAAUAUUGGAUGUGGUGGUUCAGUGGCUGACGAGCGACAACAUCCAACUAAAUCAGAUUGAUGCUGACGACCCAGAGAUCACAGAUUACACCAUGCUACCAGACACAGGGCGCCUGUCCGAGCGCCUCCGAGUGUGCUUGCAGGAGGGGGAGGAGAACCCCAGGGACUUCACCUCCCUCUUCGAUAUGUCAAUGUUCAAACUGUCCACAAACACCUUGCCUCAAGUAAUAAGCGCUUACCAGCAACUCAAUGUGAAGCAUGAGCCCCUGCAGUUGAUCACGCCCCAGUUUGAGACGCCGCUACCUCCGCUUCAACCUGCUGUCUUCCCGCCUGCGUUCAGGGAUCUGCCCCCACCCAUGCUGGACCUGUUUGACCUGGAUGAGGCUUUCUCCUCAGAGAUGGUGCGCCUGGCACAGCUUUCCAAUAAAUGUACCUCGGAUGACGAUCUUGAGUUUUACGUGCGCAAAUGCGGGGAGAUUUUGGGGGUGACGGGAAAGUUGGAUAAAGACCAGAGAGACGCCAAACACAUUCUUGAACACAUUUUUUUCCAGGUGGUUGCCUUCAAAAAAUUAAAUCAGGAACACGAGAACACGGAGGCACCGUUUUCCACAUUCUGAUUAUUCAGAAUACUGUAGAUUCAUAGCCUAUGUUUUCAGAAGUCCAUAAAACUGAAGGAUUAAAGCAACAGGCAUGGUGGCCUUAAUGCAAUUUGACCAUGUCUAAGGCCAGAAAAGUUGGUCUGAUAUCAGGUGUAUAGCACACAAUACAUGAGGAUAAAGUCAAGUGGAUGUUUUGCAGAGAAGGCCCGCAUAAAAAUAUAUAACAAGUAAGCAUAUUGUUCGAAACAAAACAAUGGUGUGAUGAAUGAAUAUUCUGUACUGUAAAUAAAUUAUAAAUACAUUGAUUAAAAAACUUUAUUGGAAUGUCAA
This is a messenger RNA of Gadus morhua (Atlantic cod), 1842 nucleotides long. It is a transcript of the gene ift52, whose product is annotated as intraflagellar transport 52 homolog (Chlamydomonas). Gene Ontology annotation, biological process: cilium assembly; intraciliary transport. The record is from RefSeq and is a predicted model, not a curated record. The coding region runs from base 226 to 1530 and encodes 434 amino acids. Lineage: Eukaryota; Metazoa; Chordata; Actinopteri; Gadiformes; Gadidae. Gene Ontology annotation, cellular component: cilium; intraciliary transport particle B; centriole. The transcript has 13 exons.